Molecule: messenger RNA, 939 nt
Organism: Dioscorea cayenensis subsp. rotundata (Guinea yam)
Lineage: Eukaryota; Viridiplantae; Streptophyta; Magnoliopsida; Dioscoreales; Dioscoreaceae
Product: transcription factor ILR3-like
Exons: 5
Coding region: 111-770 (219 amino acids)
Biological process (GO): regulation of DNA-templated transcription; intracellular iron ion homeostasis
Molecular function (GO): DNA-binding transcription factor activity; protein dimerization activity
Source: RefSeq, a predicted model, not a curated record
GAUGACCCAAUCCUGCAAGCAAAAGCAAUCAACCAGAACCACUGGUACAAGUAAAACAGCUUCCUCACAGCUCAAGCUGUGAUUUUGUGAAUUUGAAGGACCGCCAAUUAAUGGAAUCCUGCCAGAACUUGGGCGGGGGAUGGCUUGCAGAUUAUGGCCUUGACGACGAGGUCACUUCAGUGGAUUUCAUCUGGCCUCCCUCCGUCACUAGUGCUAUUCUUGAGUUUGAUGCUUCACAUAAAGUGGACAAUUUCUCGGAGAAUAAUUGCACAAAGAAAAGGACAAGGGUGGAGUCUUGUGCUGCUCCUGGAACCAAAGCUUGUCGUGAGAAAAUGCGCAGGGACAGACUCAAUGAUCGGUUUGCAGAGCUGUGCUCCAUCUUGGACCCAGGGAAACCACCAAAGGCAGACAAAGUUGCCAUUCUAACUGAUGCAAAUCGCCUUUUGAAACAGUUACGUCUUGAAGCUCAGAAGCUUAAAGAAUCCAAUGAAGCACUCCAAGUAUCAAUAAAGAAUCUCAAGGCUGAGAAAGUGGAACUGAGGGAUGAGAAGGUGAGGCUCAAGGCUGAAAAGGAAAGGAUGGAGAAGUUACUGAGAUGCAUGAACAUUGCACCACCUCCUCUUCAUUCAUUCCAACAUGCAGUUUUCAGUGUCCCAAAUAAGGCAAUACCAUAUCCAACAUAUAAGACCCCCAUGGGCAUGUGGCAAUGGAUACCUCCGGCAGCUCUGGAUACUUCUCAGGACCAUGUCCUAAGGCCUCCAGUUGCCUAGCUUUCUCCAUUUCUAACCUUCUCACUGGACCACAACCUCUUGUGUGUGUGUGUAUGUAUGAUCAUGUGUUUGGGAUGAUUAUCGAUCUUUACUUUUGUUAAUCAGUACUUUCAUCAGUCAUUAGUAAAUGGUCACAAAAAAAAAUGGCAUUCUGAAAUUGUUAUAUUCA